GACUGCGUGGUUUUUCCUCCAGAUCCUCCGAUUUUCCCCCUCCACAUUUAGAAUGACCGUCACCCGUUGCGAGAGUUCUUCGGCUGCUUGCUAGUACAUGUCCACACGAUGAUGAUACUGAUCAUCCACUCCAUUGAGCUAUCAAUUGCAAUGGCCAGGUCACUGAAAGAAAAAGAAAGAGCUAUCUAUCUCAGUGGGGCCUUACCUGGUCAAAUACGUUGUUUUUGUUUAGUUUUAAUGUGGGCCUCUGUGGGCUGCCGUGGGUCUAUGGGAGUAUCGGUGUCUACGCGUAUCUGUAAAAGCACGCGUUUUAAGUGUUUGUCAGAUGUAAGAUAGACAUAAUCCUUCACUUCGCUCUGGCUGUCAAUAGUGACAACCGGAGAGCUACACAGCGGCUAAGUUGGGGAACCUUACACCCCAGGAUUAAAAACCAAAAACAAAAUCUUCUAAAAUAAAUAAAUAUAUAUGUGAGCACCAGACGCAGUGUCAAAACCCUGCAGGGCAGCUGAGGCGGCUGCAGCUUUUCCGUCUGAGUCCACCCACGCGCUCAGCGCCCACGCCUCCGAGUCCAUAAGAGCGCGGGGCGAGCGCAGUGGCCGCAGGAGAAACCUCACCAAGUGGUGGCAGCAGCAGCAGCAGCGGCGGCAGCAGCGGCGGGGGCAGGGGCUGAUCCAGAGGGGUGUGGGGGGGGGCAGCACCCCUGGCGCUUGGGACCGGCCGGUUCGAGUUUUCACUCGCAGCGAUUUUGACCCCAGAGUGGCCCCCAGCGGGUCGACAGCACCGCCCGCGGUCGGCCCGACACGCACGCGCGUACAGAAAUGCCGAAUUGGAUCUGAAUCCGGAAGUGGAUUUGGUUCGCGAUCUGGAUCGGGAUCUGGAUCGGGAUCUGGCUCGAGAUCUGAAUCCUGAUCUGGACCGGGAUCCAGUGUGGGGAUCUGCUUUUGCGCCAUGGAUCGGCUGGCGUCUGCGGGCGGAUCCAAGCGGCUGAGGCCGUGGCUGCUGGAGCAGAUUGAGAGCGGCCUCUACCCGGGUCUCCGCUGGGAGGACGACUCCAAGGCCACCUUCCGAAUCCCCUGGAAGCACGCGGCCAAGCACGACUACUGCCAGCAGGAAGACGCAGCCCUUUUUAAGGGCUGGGCGCUGUUCAAGGGUAAGUUCCGGCACGGAGACCGCCCGGACCCCCCCGCGUGGAAGACUCGCCUCCGCUGUGCCCUCAACAAGAGCUCCGACUUUGAGGAGGUGUCGGAACGCAGCCAGCUGGAUAUCUCCGAGCCCUACAAGGUGUACCGCGUGCUGCCCGAGGGCACCCGGGGCAAAGGAGACACGGACGAUGACGACGACGUCACGGACGACAAGAUGAACAUCGUCAACACAGAGGCCUACAGCGUGCAUCGCAGACAGACGACCUCCAACCGGCAGUGUCACAGGAGGCACUCUCAGCACGCGGACCGCAGUUCCUGGAACUCCCCGCACGGCAAUAUGUUUGCCGGACCGAUGAAGAAUAUCAUCUCAAACAUCGACCCAGGCUUCUACGAGAUGGACGUGCUGGUCAAGUACAAGGACGAGCGGGUGCUGUACGCCCGCGUUUCGCACCCCCUCGGCUGCCGCCUCGCCUUCAACGCGGGCGCUCAGGCCGGCUACGACCCGGUCACGGCCACGCUGCACUUCCCUCACCCGGCCGCCUCCGUCGCCUCCGUCGCCUCCGCACUAGCGUCACCGCAGCACCACCACCAGCAGCACCACCAGCAGCACCAGCAGCAGCAGCACCAGCAGCACCAGCAGCACCACCAGCAGCAGCAGCAGCACCAGCUGUUCUACGCGGGCCGUCACGGAGAGCUUCUGGCCGCCGCGCUCGGCAGCCUGGGCCGGGGAUUGAACCUGCGCGUGGACGGCGCGCUGGGCAGGCUGCAGGCCGAGAGGCUGUGCCGGGGACGCGUCUACUGGAGUGGGCCGUGCGCACCCAGGCACGCCGGGAGGCCCAACAAGAUGGAGCGAAGAGCGGCCGUCACCUUGUUUGAUCGCGACAGCUUCAUGAGAGAGCUUCACAACUUCACGCUGGGAGGUCCGGAGCCUCAGACUGAGAUCGUCCUCUGCUUCUGCGAGGAAUAUCCCGGCGGGAACCUACAGAAGAAACUUAUCACAGCGCACGUGGAGUUGGUGCUUGCACGCCAGCUGCUGGAGAACGCCAAGCGGCAGAGGGACAGCGGUGGGCAGCAGCAGUUGCUGCUGGAGAAGGUGCCGGAGGCGUGCGGCGAUGAAGGCUGGCCCUUCGUCAGCAAGAUGAAGACGGAGGUGACGUUCACGAGUCCGCACAGACACUGCGCGCUCAACUGACACUCGGCGGUUCGCGGAUUCUGUUAGGACCGACGGUAACCUCCACCACGUCCUCAACCACCUCCUCCUCUUCCUCCUCCUCCUCCACCACGUCCUCCCGGUGUUGGCGCACGUGAGCCCAGCUGGCACGGGUCCAGCACGGUACAGGUGGUUUUCCCACUGGCGCACGUGAGCUGAGCUGCGCGGGUCAAGCACGGCAUGGGUGGUGGUUUUCCCACUGGGGCACGUGAGCUGAGCUGGCACGGGUCCAGCACGGCACUGGUGGUGUUUCCGCUGGCGCACGUGAGCUGAGCUGGCACGGGUCCAGCACUGCAUGGGUGACUUUCCCACUGGGGCACGUGAGCCGAGCUGGCACAGGUCCAGCACUGCAUGGGUGACUUUCCCACUGGGGCACGUGAGCCGAGCUGGCACGGGUCCAGCACGGCAUGGGUGACUUUCCCACUGGGGCACGUGAGCCGAGCUGGCACGGGUCCAGCACUGCAUGGGUGACUUUCCCACUGGGGCACGUGAGCCGAGCUGGCACGGGUCCAGCACGGUACUGGUGGUGUUUCAACUGGCGACAUCCAAACUGAGAUGGCACGGGUCCAGCACAGUACAGGAGGUCAUUUUUCCACUGGCGACAUCUGAGCCGAGCUCGCCACGGGUCCAGCAUGGUACGGGUUCCAAGCAGGGCCAGGGGCUGCGUCGCCCACAUACCUCUCCGCUCGCUCACCACGCGCGCGUGCGUGUGUGCGUGAUGUAUGUCGAACUUCUUAAUGUAUGUACGUAUGUAUGCUGAACUUAUUUUGCACCACCGUAUGCAGCCAACCGUGCUAAUCAGAGGAGCUGGGGGUCAGGACAACAAUCAAAACACAACAACAAGCAGCUUUAAAAUAAAUAAAUGAGUUUGUCAAUCUAGAUGAUGAUGUAAAAUUGCAUCAGUGGCUUCCUCAUAUCGGUCAGGAAGAGCGUUCCAGAUGGCAGCAGAAGUGCAUCUGGAAGCGCUUCGUGAUGUUGCGGAAACCACCGUCUUUGUUCGAUGGUUUGCCAAACAUGUACUGUGAGGCUAUGUGACUCUGUGUGAGUCUAUGAGUCUCUGUGUGAGUCUAUGGGU
Petromyzon marinus (sea lamprey) is the source of this 3427-nucleotide messenger RNA. The record is from RefSeq and is a predicted model, not a curated record. Lineage: Eukaryota; Metazoa; Chordata; Hyperoartia; Petromyzontiformes; Petromyzontidae.